AUGUUGAGUCGUCUUUCGGCCGUGGUGGCCUCCAUUUUGGUUCACCAGCUACACGUUUUGUGUGCCGCCACCUCAUUAGGUGCUAAGCCGUUUCCUGGACUGGAAAACCUGCCGAGGUCGUUCUGGCAUGAGCUCAGUUCGCCUUUUACCGAGGUAUACGAGGUGGAAAGUUUCGCGACAGAAACUGGCGGCACUCCUGAGCCCAGGCCCUUUUUCGAAGAUCCAGAGACCAACAUUACUGUGCAACUCGGUGCUCAAGUAUAUAUGCACUGCAGAGUACAAAACCUGCAGGAUACUUUCAAGGUGUCCUGGGUUCGCAGACGUGGAGACGAGCUACAUUUGCUCACGAUCGGUCGGGACACGUACGCGAGCGACUCGAGGUUCUCGCUGGCCUUUGAGAAGCCAAAUGAUUGGCGGCUGUUUUUGAGCUCGGCUAUCGAACGAGACGGCGGCCUGUACGAGUGUCAAGUCAGUGCUCAUCCUCCAUUAAUCAGAACUGUCCAUCUGACCGUGUCAGGAGUGCACAUACUUCUGCGUGCAGAAUUCUUCCAAUUCAAAUCAAUUUGUGAAGAAAAGCACAAUAUCAGCCAAGAACUUUCAUCAUUGUUCGAGGACUCACGAACCACCGACAAGAAGGAGACACUGCCGAAGGUGGAGAUCGUCGACGAGCACGGCGCUACCGCCGGUGACAAAUUCUACAAAGCUGGCAGCACGAUAGAAUUGAAGUGUGUGGUCAGCAAUAUACCACAGCCUACCGGGUACGUUACGUGGCGGCAUGGAUCCCGAACGUUGAAUUACGACACCACUCGUGGAGGAAUCAGAGCUGUUAAAGGUUUCCCAGAGGGUCACUGCAUCUAUAGAUGCUCCAGAGAAUCUGUGGACUUGGAUAAUUCUAUACGGGAGUCUCGGUUCCUUGUCACAGGUUUCUGCCUGGUUAAGGACAACAGGAGAACUCCGCCACCUUAA
Molecule: messenger RNA, 966 nt
Organism: Habropoda laboriosa
Lineage: Eukaryota; Metazoa; Arthropoda; Insecta; Hymenoptera; Apidae
Exons: 7
Coding region: 1-966 (321 amino acids)
Biological process (GO): synapse organization
Cellular component (GO): neuron projection membrane
Source: RefSeq, a predicted model, not a curated record